AUGAUGAUAUGUGUGGUACUACUAACCCAUCUGUUCGUUAUCAGUGGAGUUUUGUAUUUUUGUGCGAAAGAAGCGGCCGCAAAGCCAUCGGCGAAGAAAUCUAACAAAGAGAAGUCGACGAUGAAGAAGGCGGACGAUAAGACGGAAGAAGACGGUCCCAAGAAGAAGAAGGCAAGCAUUGCUACACCUGUUGAGGGUACUCCAGGUAGUAAACGAGUAAGUUUGAGGUUGUAUUCGAUAAUAUUGACCUUAUAUUAUAGUAGGUAACAACUGAUGUUGUAGUCGGUAGUAUCAGCUAUAAAAUAUUUAUUGUAAGCUUGAUUUUGUAGUAGGACUUUAAUAUUAUUGUAUUUAGUAUUUUUAUUGAUAUGUAGUGAUUCUGGAGCUUCGUAUUCGUGUAACAUUUGCUUUUCAGGGAAACGAUGAUGGUGAAUACGAAGAGAAUGAGAAUCCAGAAGAAGCGAUUGAAGUGAAAACAGUCGGAGACAAGACCGUGUAUCUGAAGGACGGCAAGGUGGUCAAAGUGGAGAAAGGCGACAAAACGGCCGACACCAAAAGUUCAACUUGA
Messenger RNA from Bursaphelenchus okinawaensis, 568 nucleotides. The record is from the annotation of a GenBank genome assembly. Lineage: Eukaryota; Metazoa; Nematoda; Chromadorea; Rhabditida; Aphelenchoididae.